GAGCGAUCGAGCGAUCCGGGCAGCGGCAGCGAUGGAGGGUCCCGCGGUUCGGCUGCUGCUCGGCAGUGGGCUGCUAAGAAGAAACUUCCCAACUGGCCUGUCUUCAUGGAGAAUUCCUCCUCAUGUCCUAAAAUCUACCCAGUCAGAAGCUGCACUCAAUAUGACAAAUAAUGGAUCACCCUUGGCCCCACUGCAAACAUUUACAGAUGAGGAAAUGAUGAUAAAGAGCUCAGUUAAAAAAUUUGCACAGGAGCAAGUUGCUCCUUUGGUUUCAACCAUGGAUGAAAAUUCAAAAUUGGAGAAAUCAAUAAUACAAGGAUUAUUUCAACAAGGGUUGAUGGGUAUUGAAGUUGACACAAAAUAUGGAGGAACAGGAGCUUCAUUUUUUUCCACUAUCCUAGUGAUAGAGGAAUUAGCCAAAGUUGAUGCAUCCGUGGCUCUCUUUUGUGACAUCCAGAACACAAUAAUUAACUCGCUGAUUAGAGAACUUGGAACAGAAGAACAAAAGGCCACCUAUUUGCCUAACCUGGUUACAGAAAAAGUAGGAAGUUUCUGCCUUUCAGAGGCUGGAGCAGGUAGUGACUCAUUUGCUUUGAAGACUAGAGCUGAUAAAAAGGGAAAUUAUUAUGUAAUCAACGGGUCAAAGAUGUGGAUUAGCAGUGCCCAGCAAGCCGGGCUCUUCCUUGUGAUGGCAAACAUAGACCCCAACCUUGGAUAUAAAGGAAUUACCUGUUUCCUAGUAGAUCGUGACACUGAAGGCCUUCAUGUAGGGCAGUCAGAAAACAAAUUGGGGAUCAGAGCUUCUUCCACCUGCUCAUUAACAUUUGAAAAUGUCAAGGUUCCAGAAGCCAAUAUCUUGGGACACCUUGGACAUGGUUAUAAGUAUGCCAUCGGGAGUCUUAAUAAAGGAAGAGUAGGAAUUGCUGCACAGAUGCUGGGACUGGCCCAAGGAUGUUUUGACUACACUAUGUCAUAUAUUAAAGAAAGAAUGCAAUUUGGCAAAAGAAUAUUUGAUUUUCAGGGUCUCCAACACCAAGUGGCUCAUGUGGCCACCCAGCUGGAAGCUACAAGAUUACUAACAUACAACGCUGCUAGGCUUGUAGAAGCUGGAAGGCCAUUCAUAAAAGAAGCAUCUAUGGCCAAAUACUAUGCAUCAGAGAUUGCAGGGCUGACAACUAGUAAAUGUAUUGAGUGGAUGGGAGGAGUAGGCUACACCAAAGAUUACCCUGUGGAGAAAUACUUCCGAGAUGCAAAGAUCGGUACAAUAUAUGAAGGUACUUCCAAUAUCCAGCUGAACACCAUUGCAAAGCACAUCGAUGGGGAAUACUGACUGACAUCCAUAGGAAGGGGACCCCUCCCUGGUGUCACUGGUUUGGUUUGUCUUAGGGCUCAGAUUUGUGUGGGUGGAGCUGGACUUAACCCUGCUGUCAGGUUAGUAUUGUUAGUGAUUUCAUUUUAUAGCAUGAAAAUGGAUUAGUGUCAAACAUUUUUGAAUCAUGGAAAGUUAAACCUAGAAAGAUGAGAGAAGCAUCUACCCAACUAUCAUUUGAAAAGUGAAGGAUUCACUUUAGUAACCUAGGUUCCUUGCCCAAGAUCAUCCAUCCACAGACAAAGACAGGAAUCCACACACAGUGGUUCCCAAUUCAGUGUUCUCCUUAUUAAACAUUUUCUCAUUUCAACAAAUGUUGGAUUUCAUCCUUGUUAUAUUUUGUUGAUUUAUUUUAGUUUAACUGAUAAAAAAUUAAUGUUUAAGAAGUAUUAUAAUUGAUAAGUGUCAUCACUUACAUGUGUUAAUCACUUGCCAAAGACACUGGCGUAUAGUGAGCUCUCCUAGGCUGUGUAGCUUGUAUGUGAAAUGUGAAGAUUAUUGUGUGUGAUCAUUUGGUUUCACUGAUAUGAUGUAUUUUAAUAAAUGUACUAGUUAUAUCCUU
Molecule: messenger RNA, 1931 nt
Organism: Galeopterus variegatus (Sunda flying lemur)
Lineage: Eukaryota; Metazoa; Chordata; Mammalia; Dermoptera; Cynocephalidae
Gene: ACADSB
Product: acyl-CoA dehydrogenase, short/branched chain
Exons: 12
Coding region: 32-1330 (432 amino acids)
Cellular component (GO): mitochondrion
Molecular function (GO): flavin adenine dinucleotide binding; acyl-CoA dehydrogenase activity
Source: RefSeq, a predicted model, not a curated record